AUGUUCAGAUCGACAUAUUUCGUUGAACAGAAAACAAAUACUAGAAAACCUUGGAUCGACAAUCAACUCAUUCAACUAGCCCACAGGAAACGUAAAAUUUGGCACAAAUACAAAGAAACAGGCGAUCCUCACGACCACGAUGUUCACCGUUCUUUCUCCAAUGCACACUCCGAGGACAUCAGGAAAGCCAAACAACGUUAUAAAUCAAACCUUGUGAAAAAAGGCACGGAAGCAAUCUCAAAGUACACUCGAAGUCAACUUACAUCCAAAGUAUCUACACCUAUCAUUCGGGAUAAUGGAACAAUCUGCGACUCAAACUUCGGAGCUGCAGAAGCCCUAGCCAGAAAAUUCGGAGAAACUUUCACACCACCAUGCGAAAUACAAGCUGAAAACAAGAUUCUUCACAAUAUAAUUGAGGAGAAUACUUCAAAAUCCAAGCGAGUAAACAGUGCACUAGAAACACUCACCAGGGAUCUAAAAACUAAACUCGAUAGUACAGAAAAAGAGGUAAAAUCAUCUUAUAGUGGGGUAUCAAGAAAAUCAAAUAAUACUUCUAGUCCUCAAAACAAACUGUCAAUAAACAUAGCCCCCAACCUUCAACCUGGUAUAGCGGCAAAUAAAAAUAAAAUUUCAAAGGAAUCUAAUCAAACAACAUAUGAAACGCUCAGGCAGACGCAGAGAGAUGCAAUGGAUAGACUUAUUACUCUAGGUGAUCCAGAGGCCCCUAUUGCUUCACACUCUGGUGGUGCCUCAUCAGAAAUUGCUGAGAAUAGUCAUAAUGCUGAUGGUUUCAAACAGGUUAAAAGAAAAAGAAGAAUAGGAAGAGUAGUCUGUACUCGCAGUGUUUAUCAAAUCGUCGAACGCCAUCUUACCGGAUUUUUGCCCGAAUUGAGUCGCGAUUUAGAGAACCAGCAAGUUUCAUGCCUAAUGGAAAGAACUGUGGACGGCAAAGAGGCCGUCGCCUGUCAAGACUUGAAGAAGAUGUACUUCAUCUCGUUGAAGGAAUUCGAAGAGCAGGAACCCUGGGAAUUGCUCAAGCUUUGA
Phaedon cochleariae (mustard beetle) is the source of this 1044-nucleotide messenger RNA. NCBI's taxonomy places the organism in Eukaryota, Metazoa, Arthropoda, Insecta, Coleoptera, Chrysomelidae. The record is from the annotation of a GenBank genome assembly.